AUUGCCAAAAAACUGAAAAUUUUAAAAAUAUACACCUUUACGAUACCGAAAACGAGGCUAUUCCUAGCUAAAACGGAAGUGACGUCACAACACAUCAGUUUGCGCCAUUUUUAGAAAGUCUUCUAUUGACCUGUGCGUGUUUUCCGGCGAAUAAUGGCCAGCAAAAGUGUCGGACGCAUGUGUGUUGUAGCGGGAUGCAGCAAAAGACAGUCAGAUGGCGUGUCGGUUCAUGUUUUCCCCAAAGAUGAGCGACUGCGAGCGGCCUGGUGUCGUUUUGUGAAGCUGACGAGGGCAGACUGGUCUGGUCCUUCGAAAUACACCGUUAUCUGCAGUGACCAUUUCAACGAGGAUUGCUAUGAGGUACAUUUCUCGCUCAUGAAGGACUUUGGGAUCCCAGCGAAGAAGCGUCUACGCCAGGGGUCCAUACCAAGCAUAUAUCCGAAGCGGAAAAGAGACCAACUGAACGAUGCGUUCCUGGAGUCUCCCCAUGUAAACACCCCUACUCCAGUACGAGGAGCCCAUGCAAAGCGUGAGAGGAAUAGGGUAUUGGCAGAGCUGCUUCAUGACAACACAGAGGUUGAAGAAAUACAGGAAGAGUCGCAAGACCAGGAUGAAUGUGUUGGGAUCCAAACAACGCCUGUUCCCUUUCCCACACCUGUUUCGGAGGAGAAAAGUGUGUCUAUGGCAUGUCAGACAGAAUCAACACGAAAACGUAGUGUAAAGAUUCAAGUUGCUGCAAGGAAUAAGGAAAAAGGAUUACAAGUUGACCUACAACCCAGAGUUCGAAGCAUUGGUAUUCAGGUUGAUGUACGAGAUGAUUUGCCUGCUCCACGUCCACCUCCAGCACCUGUUCCUGUUCCUGAUUCCUCUAGUGGUGAAGAGUCUAUCCAGACGGAGAAUGAGACUGCCUCAUUAUAUGAACCUUCUGGCACUAGUUCAGAUGAUUCUCAUGUACAGGAUAUCAACACUGAAGCACCCUGCAACCCCUUGGAAGACAGGAAGUUUAUCAUCUCCGAAACCAAGCUGCUUGAGCUGUUCAGUAACUGCAGGAGGUGCCACAAGUAUACAGCAGCAAGUGUACAGCAGGUGCUUGGAACAAUGGUGAAGAUUGCUGUGGAGUGUGAGUUCUGUGGGUUUACCUGGCAGUGGAGCAGUCAGCCAUUCAUUGGGAAUAUUCCUGUUGGGAACAUUGGGUUAUCUGCCGCCAUACUGUUUUCUGGUGCCCUUGUGUCCAAAGUUCUUCGUGUGCUGAACUGCAUGGGGGUUGCAACCAUUACCAGAAGAACAUUCAAUUCCCUCCAGUCAGCCAUUUUGUUUCCUGUAAUUGCUCGUGUGUGGGACAAGCACCAGCAGGAGUAUGCAAGUCGAGCUUUGGAAAGAGGAGAUCCUCUGGUUAUUGGUGGAGAUGGGCGAGCUGACUCCCCUGGUCACUGUGCAAAGUUUGGCUCGUACAGCACCAUUGACCUUGAGGAAGGAAUUGUCAUUGAUAUCCAGCUGGUUCAGAGCAAUGAAGUAAAAAACAGCUUGGGAAUGGAGAAGAAGGGAUUAGAACGGACUAUUGCCUGGAUGAAAGACCAAGAUUUGGAGAUUGGUACGAUAGUGACUGACCGCCAUGUCCAGAUACAAAAGUGGAUCAGGGAGAACUUGACGGAGACGACACACUAUUAUGAUGUUUGGCAUGUGGCAAAAGGUCUAAAGAAAAAGAUCCUAGCUGCAUCCAAACAGAAGGAGUGUGAGAAUCUUGCCAAAUGGAUCAAGAGCUUGACCAACCACUUGUACUGGGUGGCAGCUUCAACACCUGAUGGGAAUGGGGACUUCAUGUGGGCAAAGUGGGAGUCUGUGGAAAACCAUAUCCACAAUAUUCAUGAGGGCCACAAUGACCUCUUCCCAUCUUGUGCCCAUGACACGUUAGAGGGUGAUGAGCAGAAAAAGAAGUGGAUAAAACCAGGUAAAACCUUAUUUUAGAAUUGAUA
Saccostrea echinata is the source of this 1973-nucleotide messenger RNA. RefSeq lists its product as uncharacterized. The coding region runs from base 154 to 1965 and encodes 603 amino acids. The transcript is spliced from 7 exons. The record is from RefSeq and is a predicted model, not a curated record. NCBI's taxonomy places the organism in Eukaryota, Metazoa, Mollusca, Bivalvia, Ostreida, Ostreidae.